GAGAGAGUCGCGAUGAGAUUUAAAAUUAGCACUGUCCGGAAUUUUGCUGGCCUAUUUCAAUUCCAUCGCAAACGGCAGAUUUGAGCAGAUAUAUCCUAAUUUAAUACGAUUAUCGGCGAAAGAUAAAUCUAUCAGCGAUGUUUUGAUAGAAAACACACUUCCCUUCGACGGUGUUUAGUGAUGUGACAUGUGGAUAGUCAUUUCGUGAGUGCAAGUGUCUCAGAAAGAAGUGUAAAUUAGUGCAGAGACAAAAGAAGAAAAGUAAAAUAAAAUGCGAAGAUAUUUACUGUUGACCACAUUAUUGUUAUGGAAGCAAGAUCCUGUAAACAGUGUACGCAUCCUAGAACUACGCGUACCUACCCACGUUGCAGAAGAAGGUGAAGCGAUAUUAGGGUGCCAGUAUGACAUGGAAGGCGAUGUACUGUAUUCAGUCAAGUGGUAUAAAGAUGGAAGGGAAUUCUACCGCUACAUACCAAACAGUAAACACCCCAUCAGUCACUUUGCUACACCAGGAGUUAUGGUUGAUGUCAGGCGAUCAUCAAACACGGUGGUGACAUUGAUUCAUUUAAGUCGCGACUCCUCCGGCCUUUACCGUUGCGAAGUGUCCGGUGAAGCGCCACACUUCGCCACGGUCUAUGAUGAGAAAUACAUCACAGUACACUUGCUCCCAGAAAGAGGACCUCAGCUGACAGGAUUACAAGAAAAAUACAAUAUAGGAGACCGGGUUAGAGCCAACUGCACAUCACCAGGUUCACGGCCUGAGGCUCAAAUAAAAUGGCUCAUUAAUAAUAGAGUGGCACCAAAAAAUCAUGUCCGGGGCCCCUGGUACAGAACAUCGUUACGACCCGACGCAAUCGAAACGAUAUUAGAACUUAACUUUGUCGUGGGUUCAAAUCACUUUAGACUAAAUACUAUGGAUCUGAAAUGCCAAGCAACGAUAGCUCCAUUAUACCAGCAGGAGACAGAACACAGGGUGUUGCGGUAUGAAAUCCCUGAGUUUAAUUCAGAUACAGAGGAACCAAACCUAAAAGAACAGCCAACCCCAACUUUUCCCGAUUUCGGCGACACAAGCCAUUUGCAAUUCGAUGAUGAUGAAGAUCAAGCGGCGACUGCAUCACAAUUAAACUUUCACAUAUUAUUAUUAUUAAUUACCUAUCUACAGCUGACUACGUGAUGGCAUUUUCUCAAAUUAAUGCUCCAAGCCUGCCCAAAGCAUUAUAUGCAUUUCCUUUACUAUUAGUUAUACUAUUAAUAUAUAAUUUAAGUAAAGAUAGCACUACCAGUCAUUUCUACAACAUUUUAUAGAAAUUACUUUUAAAAUAUACUCAGAAAGUUUUACGCAAUUAAUAAAAAUAUUAUAGUUUAGGUUUUUUUUUAAUAAAUCCUUUCAUAGAACUCUUCAGCAGUAUCUGUACAAAGUUUUAAACUGAAACCCCUAGGGAUCAAAAUCUUUCCUGCACUUCUCGAGCGCUUCACUUAAGUACCUAAGCAUUGGAUAAUUUUGAAACAGACAAACUGUUGACUGACGCUUCAUUUCCGAAUCAUUUUGAUAAAUCCAAGAUUCAUUCCGUUUCGUUUCGUUACAACCGUCAAAGGGCGAACACUUCUUUCUUCAUCUCUCAAAGUUAGUUAACGGUGCUAAAAUUUGUGAUGCUUUAGAAGGACCUUUAUUCAUAAAUGCCAUUUGAAGGCUAUCAAACAGUUGUCCUGUCUUAGGCGGCAUUUGAAAUCCAAUUCAUUUUUAAUGAAACGCAAUAUUUCAAUUUAGCGCGUAAAAAAUAUGAAGUGAAGCUUGCAAUCCGAACAUUUGAAUUUUUAUAUGCAAGUAAUAUUAUUUUAAACAAAAAUUAUAAAUGGCUAGUGUCUCAUAUAAAUAAAUAAAAUUUUUGGGCAAAACUUUCUGCGUGAUCUGUCGUAUCUCUAUUACGCGUAAUAAUAACAUACAAAAGAAGAAUAAUUAGAUAUUAUUGCUGACCUGAGUUGAGAAAAAUGGAACGAGUGUCGUGUCUUCAGAGGCAGUCAAUACAGUUGAUAAGGUGGUAGGGCUCCAUGGCUGCUUAGGAGCACAGAAACAGUCUUAUCGUCCAUCCGUGUAGAGUUAUGUAUCACCCUCUUACAUUUUUCUUAGUUUGAUCAACCUGUACAUUACAUAUCAGUGUAGUAAGAGGUGUUGAAGUCUCAUAGUAAUUUAUACUAUCCUGGUACUCUUGAUGUUAAGUU
Messenger RNA from Parnassius mnemosyne (clouded apollo), 2220 nucleotides. The record is from the annotation of a GenBank genome assembly. NCBI's taxonomy places the organism in Eukaryota, Metazoa, Arthropoda, Insecta, Lepidoptera, Papilionidae.